Messenger RNA from Acanthochromis polyacanthus (spiny chromis), 1750 nucleotides. RefSeq names its product claudin-7-B. The record is from RefSeq and is a predicted model, not a curated record. The transcript is spliced from 3 exons. Gene Ontology annotation, biological process: cell adhesion; bicellular tight junction assembly. NCBI's taxonomy places the organism in Eukaryota, Metazoa, Chordata, Actinopteri, Pomacentridae. Gene Ontology annotation, molecular function: structural molecule activity. Gene Ontology annotation, cellular component: plasma membrane; bicellular tight junction. Bases 174 to 890 code for a protein of 238 amino acids.
AUUACUGACGGAAAACACAGGAAUACCUCAAAAGGAGCAAACUUUGCUGGCAACAAAGAAAAACUAGCUUUAUAAAAGAGGGAAAAACUUGUAAGGAGAGUGGAAAUUUGGUACCUCCACAACAGGUGGACGUCGUCUUUUGUUGUUUCCAACUCGCUGAAGAAGAAGGAAAAAUGGCCAACUCGGGUCUUCAGAUUUUGGGAUUCGCCCUGGCUCUCCUGGGCGUAAUUGGAUUGAUAAUUGGCACCAUUUUGCCCCAGUGGAAGAUGUCUGCUUAUGUGGGGGACAACAUCAUCACAGCGGUGGCCAUGUACGAAGGACUGUGGAUGUCCUGUGCGUUCCAGAGCACAGGACAGAUCCAGUGCAAAGUGUACGACUCGCUGCUGCAGCUCAACGGUGCCCUCCAGGCAACCCGUGCCCUCAUGGUUGUGAGUAUUCUCAUAACGCUGGCUGGUCUGGGCGCAGCCUGCAUGGGAAUGAAGUGCACCAACUGCGGAGGAGAUGACAAAGUGCGCAAGUCUCGCAUUGCCAUGGCUGGUGGCAUUAUCAUUUUGGUUGGAGGUAAGAAGCCAUUCAUUCUUGUUGUAAUUACUUUUUUUGAAGUCAUUUUUUUUCUGAACAGUUUCACUCAUAUUGUCCUUUACUCUGCCACAGCUUUGUGUGCCAUUGUUGCCUGUUCUUGGUACGCUCACGACAUCAUCCAAGCCUUCUACAACCCUUUCACCCCUGUCAAUACCAAGUAUGAGUUUGGUUCUGCCAUCUUCAUCGCCUGGGCUGGUGCAUUCCUGACUGUAGUGGGAGGUGCCAUGCUGGCAGCAUCCUGUCCAAGAAACAAAUCCACACCGAAGUAUCCCAUCUCCAGACCCCCUAGCAGCAAGGAGUACGUUUGAGCAGGACGGAACACAACUCGGUUAGAGGCUGAAGGACACUUUGACAUUCAUGCUAGUCCAGCUCAGAGAUUGAAACAUUGAAAAGAUGUAUCCCAAGAGGCGAUCUGUACCUGUCUGAUUUUUAUUUUGUGUUUUAGUUUCUGCAGGGCUACACUGUUACUGUAAUAUUAUUAUUUUAACAAACUCAUUAAAGUUUUUAAAUAAUGGUUGUUUACUUCUAAAAACAAGCCUAUUGGCCUUGCCCUGUCUGGAACUGUAGUCAGUGCUUGCAUUGUAAUGUAUACUAUCCACUUCGUUGACACCUGUAAAGCACUAAGUUAAACUGAGAUAAAUCAUCCAGGAUGUUGUAGAAAAUGUUUCUCACGUGCUGCAUGGUACAGUGUGCUUGGGAGAAUUAUUGGAAAGCACUGCGUAGAAAAGAUACGGCAAUCGUCAGCUGUUUAUUACUGUGUAGGCUGAAUGCGCAUGGUUCAUGUGGCACCUGAGAAACGACAGGUCACCAUAAUUUCCAUAUAUUUGUGCCUUUAUUUAUAUGAACACCACAAAUCAUUCAGUACCACUGUAGACUAUAUUUGUUUUUAAUCAAUUGCUGAAGUGUAACUGUAAUUGCGUAAAUGAAAAUAUACUGAUUAUUUUAUCUCGGAUUGCCAAUGUAUUUGCUGACCUGACGGAUAUCGUGACUUAUUUGUGUGACUGUUCUGUAAUGAUUCCUCUUUGUGUAUGGGCUUGGCUGAUGUUUGGUUUUUUUAGUUACAAUAGCAGUUGCACUCAUCAAAUUUUCAUUUUUUUACAAACUUUUUAAAGUGCGAUUUGCAAUGUGUUUGUGUUGUACAUACAAUAAAAGUGGAAUAUUUACUGUU